GCAACCGAUGAGGGGGUACUUCUGGUCGAGGCGAAUACUGUUUCCAAUCCCCACACAUUGUCACAGCCGCAGGAAAACGAACGCGCUCGUGACGUCGUCAACGACGCUCAAACCCAUUGCAUCAUCAUUUUGCUCAUGGUGAGCCGUCGAAAGGUCAAGAUCAGGCUAACGACCAAUCACUUGAUCCCCACAAUCAGCCGAAACGGAUCACGAGGGACUAAACAAACGAAAGAAGUCAGGACUUCCGAGUGGGCGCGCUACUGCGAACAAAUUUGUCGCUGCGUUACAUUAAAAAGACAAAAAAAAGAGAUGAUGAUGCAACUAUGACCUUCAGAGCACUAAGUAGUGUGACAAAGUGUGGGGGAUAUGGAUCAAGAUAGAGGGCAGAUAAUAUCCUCCCAAAUAGCCAGUUUUUUUCUGUAAUAUAGGGAUUGCAGUCCAACUGUGCAAUCGUGCACAGUUUUGACAGAUGCCUUCAGGUUUUCAACAAGUCACGCAAACUGCAGGGUAUAAUUUUUGCUCAUGGGACGUGGUCCAUUGUCACUGUGCGAAAGGCAGCUGAAGUGAAGGGGUUGACUCGGACGGGAAAAAGAUUGCAGCGAUGGCUCGGUAUAUACUUUGCUUCUUGUCUGCUUUCUUUGCUAGCGCUUCACUUCUGUUGGUUGUGGUGGGGGUGCCAUCAGAGACGGAAAGGCACCAAGUUCUGACGGUAACUCCACGGACAGAGGAUGAUGUUCAGAUGCUACAUCUCCUUCAGACGAAACCAAAUCUUGAGGUUUCUUUCUGGACUUACCCCCGUGCUCCCGGGCAAGGAGUUGAUCUGAUGGUGUCAUCCAGUCACAUAAAACAACUUCGGAAACACCUAGAGAGUGGAAAUUUCACAACAGAGACCAAAAUAGAGAAUGUACAGGAGCUGGCGGAACAGCAGAUGGCAGGUGCAUCUGCACCGAGCGAAAUCUGGGCAGUUGGACUGAAGCCUACCAUGUUCGACUAUGGCAAAUACCAUACCUAUGAAGAGAUUUUAGACUGGACAAGAAACAUCACUGCCGCUUAUCCUAAAAUAACUCGUCUGCAUGAAUUGGGAGUGUCAUUUGAAGGUAGAACCGUCAAUGGAAUCCAGAUCAGCACCGCAAUGAAAGGCAACACACCUAAUGCAACGCUUCGCCCCGCCCUCUACUUCCAAAGCGGCAUGCAUGCAAGAGAGUGGAUUGCACCGGCAACUGUCAUGUUCAUGGCGGCAACUAUGCUGGAUAAAUACGGAAAGGACAAGAAUGUGACGACCAUCCUCGACACGUUCGAUGUGUUUUUUGUUCCGCUGGUGAACCCAGAUGGUUACGUGUAUACCUGGACGUCGGAACCAAAGGCAAGAGGAUGGCGAAAGACUCGAACGAAGAACACCGGAACAAGUUGUGUCGGUUUGGAUCCCAACCGGAACUUUCCUGUCAAAUUUGCCGAAAAAGGUGCGAGUCACAACCCAUGCGAUGAUACCUACUGUGGUCCGUUCCCCUUCUUCGCUGUGGAGGUGCUGAAUGUUGCCAAGUUCUUGAUCUCACAACCUGGGAUUUCCUUCAAGGGUUUCAUCGAUUUCCACAGCUACAGUCAGCUGUGGAUGACGCCGUACGCCUACACGAAAGAACUGCCUCCAGAUUACAAGGUUUUGAUCGAAGGAUGCCAGGAAACGAUUGCAGCGCUAGAGGCGGUAUAUGGAACAGUGUAUAAGUGUGGAUCGAUAGCAAAUAUCAUCAACUACUUGUCUUCUGGAUCAAGUGCUGAUUUCACGUAUGCCAAGCUAAACAUCACAUACUCGUACGGCGUGGAGCUGCGAGACACCGGAAAACACGGUUUCCUACUACCGGCUGAUCAGAUCAUCCCCUCGGGGACAGAGACGCUGGCGGGCCUGGUCACCUACGGCUUGUUCGUCAAGGAAAAACUUCAGCACCCGAUCAAGAACUAAAACAAAGAUUUAAUCUACGUUGUGACAAAUUACAGAUGGGAUUUUGGGAUGGCUUGAAACUUAUACCACGGCAUAAUAAUGAGAAUGGUAUUUCAAUUUUCAAACGCUCUCAGGCCACUGGAAAUUUUCAGUAGGAUAUUUUACAAUUAAGAGUCAUUUUCAUAAAAUUUUAACACUACGAGUUAAUCUGAAUCUUGUUUUAACUGCAUAUAAUGAGUAAGCCGACUAUUUGGGGAAUUACUUUAAAUUUAAUUACUUUGGCAGCACUCUGAAUAAAACGCACAGUUGUAAAGACCGAAAUAAAAUUACAAUGUACUGCGAUAAAAGUGUGAAGUUUGGGACUUAAGCAAGAAAAAAAAAAUUCUCCUAACAGGUUAAGGGCGCUAUGUACUUCUAGUCUGACAUGAUUAGUGACUGUCGUUCAAUUUCGUUUUAACUCAGCAAACAAUGAUGACGCUCUUGAAGCCUAACUUCGUAAAAUUAAACAGUGCUUGCUUUGUUAUUCCGUAAAUAAAGUAUUAAACCGUUAAUUAAUUUUCAAAGAGCGCAUUUUCAAUUCUUCAAAGAUAUCUCAUGAGCACCGAUUAUGAAUAUAUGGCAAUAUUCAAGAGUUCACGCUUCCGACAUGCGUAAUUACACUUUAAUGACAGGUUAGUAUGAUUUGGAUUUAGUGCACUUUCUAAAGAGUUAAACGUUAGGAGAAAUCCAUUGUCAUUACUGAGGAGUGUGUACAGCGUUCUGUGGGCGAAGUCUGUGAAGUUUGGCAACUUUAUUUUAAAACUCGAUAUUUCAUCAAACCAGUUCUUGAUUCUUGAUUGGAAAUAAAUUACAAA
Messenger RNA from Acanthaster planci (crown-of-thorns starfish), 2787 nucleotides. RefSeq names its product carboxypeptidase B-like. NCBI's taxonomy places the organism in Eukaryota, Metazoa, Echinodermata, Asteroidea, Valvatida, Acanthasteridae. Gene Ontology annotation, biological process: proteolysis. Gene Ontology annotation, molecular function: metallocarboxypeptidase activity; zinc ion binding. The record is from RefSeq and is a predicted model, not a curated record.